Molecule: messenger RNA, 2973 nt
Organism: Sporisorium graminicola
Lineage: Eukaryota; Fungi; Basidiomycota; Ustilaginomycetes; Ustilaginales; Ustilaginaceae
Exons: 2
Coding region: 1-2973 (990 amino acids)
Source: RefSeq, a predicted model, not a curated record
AUGAGUGUCGCAACUACGGAACCAGCUUCGUCGCUCUAUUCGACUGGCGUCAAAGAAGGAUGGAUCGGCGUUAACCAGUCAUCUGGCGUCGUUCUCGUGGAUGACAUCUUUCCCAACGAGAAUGCACAAAUGCUGUCGUGGUGGCGCGAUGCACUGCGUGGCAUUGCAGCCAACGUCUCGUCUGCAAACUGUAUGGUGCUAGCUUCAACGCCGCUUGUAUCGAAUCUGCUCGAACAGCACGACAAUUGUCACGACGCCAGCAGCACCACCAGCAGCACCAGCGGGAACGAUAACGUAAUCUAUCUUACCCGACGUCGCGGUAUGAUGAGCGCCCUUCCCGUCUUUGACGACGCGCAGAAAGCCAUCGACUUUUAUUCCGACGAGGGGAAUAGCAAUCAAGUACCUUUGCAAUUCGUGCUGCGUCAAGAAUGCACCUUGUGCCUGUUGCACAGCAAUCCGCGCCUUCUCCGGAGCAUGGCGCGCGACGUGGAUGCGAGAAUCUUUCGCUUCCUUGCCACACGCAUGGGACAGGACAGCACGACGACCGUAAAAGCUCCCCUCACAGCUUCCGUGCCACCACCGAUGCUGGCAAUGUCUUCGCACACUGGCAGCAUUGCUGGCGGGGCACUGACGCCGUCUUCCAUCUUCACCCAACAUAGCAUGCAGGCCCCGCAGCACUACUUCAUGCCCUCUCCUCCAGCCGUGGAAAGAUUCUCAAGUAGCUCGAUUGGAAGCAAAUCGAGCCACGAUGAUGAUUCCAGCAUCCUGUCCGAGAAGCCCGUACUUCCGAGUCCGGUGGUCACCGAAAACCCCGUCACCGGCGAAAAGGUGCUGCAGCAAGAUCGCCAAGUGCGCUACCUGGCUCCGCUUGUGACCGGCUUGGGUCUUGGCUUGAACGUCUUCAUGAUGUCUGGCUUCAUUGCCAAAAUCGUGAUCGAGACUUUGGUGGACGGCAACUACGCUCGCUUUGCCUUUGUUGUUCUGCUACCAUUCUUCAUGUUGGUCUCGCAAUUCUUGUGGGAGAACCUGACGGCAUGCGUUGCACAAAUUUGCUUCCCCAUCCGACAAAUGCACGAGAACUCUCUGUACUACAGUGGCCAGGCUAGCGAGCCACUUCCGCCGGACCACGUUUUGCCGCAGUUCACCAUCAACAUGCCUUGCUACAAGGAGGGUCUCUCCUCGGUGCUUGCUCCAAGCUUGGAGAGUGCUUUGGAGGCCGUGCGUGCGUACCGUGCACUUGGAGGCGUUGCCAACAUUGUUGUCUCUGAAGACGGACUUCGACUGCUGACUCGCGAAGAGGCUGAGGAGCGCAUCCGCUACUACAGCUCCAUGGGCGUCGGAUGGGUUGCUCGUCCUCGUCACAGCAGCGAAGAGGGGGGCUACAUUCGCAAAGGCCGCUUCAAGAAGGCGUCCAACCUCAACUUUACCUACAACCUUUCUCUGCGCACCGAGGAGAUCCUGGAAAGCAAUGAUGGUCAAAGCGGGGACUUGGAGCAACAGUAUAACGAAGCACUCGCCCAGGCCGUCGAAGAAAGCAACGGACUUGCUUGGGCGUCGGGCAACAUCCGCAUUGGUGACCAUAUCCUGCUCAUCGACUCGGACACGCGUAUGCCGGCGGACUGCUUGAUCGAAGCGGCAGCCGAGAUGGAGCGAUGUCCUGAAGUCGGUGCUUUGCAGCAUUGCUCUGGUGUGAUGUACGUGCAGAACCACUACUUCGAGCGAUUCAUUGGCUACUUUACCUCGGCUUGCGUCAACUUCAGUAUCUCUUGGAUUUGUGCCAACGGAGCCAUGGCACCUCUCAUGGGACACAACGUCUUCCUGCGCUGGAAAGCCGUACAGGAGGUGUCCAAUCUGGACACUGACGGCGAACGCACCUUCUUCUCGCCCCAUCACGUGUCGGAAGACUUCGAGAUGGCGCUCAAGCUGCAAAUGAAGGGGUAUGUGAUUCGCUGGGCCACGUACUCGGAUCAAGGCUUCACCGAGGGUGUCUCGUUCACACCCGAAGAUGAGACAGCACGUUUCCAAAAAUAUGCAUAUGGAUGCUCCGAGAUUGUUUUCAACCCACUUCGUCAAUGGUUCACCCGCGGUCCGAUCAGCAAGCUCUUCCGCACCUUUAUCACGAGCGACGUCAACGCCUCGUACAAGAUCGCCACGAUCUCGUACCUGUCGACAUACUAUGCUCUCGCCAUCGCAUUCCCCGUGACCGUCGUCGUCUUUGUGGUCCAAGGCCUGUUCCUGCCGUACCUAGAUCCGAUCUUCUUGCCAUCCUUCGACGUUUUUGUCACGGUCACGGUCGUGUUUACACUGGCCGGUGGUAUGGGACUGAUCACUGCACGUGCUCGCUCAGGCCACGCUUCGUUUGGGCAAGCGGCUCUGCAAGCGGUUGGGCAUGCGCCGGCGAUGGCAGUGUUCUUCAGCGGUCUGGCGUUCCACAUCAUGACGGCGCUCGCAGCACACAUGUUUGGCUACAACAUGACGUGGGGCUCGACCAACAAGGAUUUCAAGCAGUCGUCGCUCAGAGCGGUGAUCCGUCGCUUCUGGACCGUGUACGUGGUCAUGACGGUCUUCCUGCUGGCCGUGAUUCUUUCCUGCUCACCGCUCGUACCGCUCAAGUGGCGCAUGGAGUCGUUCCAGCUGCUUGUGCCGGUAAUCUUGCUGUGCUCUAUGCACAUUCUCUUCCCUAUCAUUCUCGAUCCUGGUGUACUGGAAAAGUACCUGCCGGACAUUGGACAAAACGAAUUUGCUCUCAAACUCAGGUCCAAGCAGAAGGCCUUCUUCCACACCGCCGGCCAGCGAGUCAAGAGCAAGUACGUCACUCACUUCUCCAGCGCUGCAGACCGAGCAGAGCGGGGCGAAGCCGGCGCACAGCAGCUGUCAGACGAGGUCCGCAGCGAAAAGGACGCACAGAUGUUUGAUGUCGCUUCCCCGCCGAGCAACUCGCCACCGUUGCGGAUGUACUCAGGUGUCGUGUAA